UCUUUCUCUCUCUUUUCUAAAUAAACAAUGAAAGCUUUCUCUGCUCCUACACCUCUCCAAAAAUGGCCCUACUUCUUCAACUAUCUCCCUCCUCCUCCAAUCCUCUCCUCCAUUUCAAUUUCAAUUUCAAACCCAAAUCCAAAUCAUGUCAUUUCAUCAUCACCACCAACCUCCACCCAACUCUCACUCUCAAACCCACCUCUCCAAUUCAAUCCUCUGCAUCCCACACCACUCCCUCCCCCUCCAACCGCCUCUCUCCACCACUCUCUUCCCUCGGUUCCAUCGCCCCCUACGUCCAAUCCCAAUGGAAGCCAAUCCUCGCCGGCUGGCUCUGCAGCGCCGUCUCAGUCUACUCUCUCUCCUUGAUGGUCCCUAAGAUUGGGAAAUUCUCUGCGGUGAUGAGUGCGGUUGAUGCGGUGAGGCUGAGAGAGGAGGCCCUGCUGCUUGGGGCUAUGGCCAUGGUUAGGUUGGUGGCCAAUUACUGGCAACAGGCGUUUCUGUGGGACGCGGCGUUGAAGGCGGUGUUUGAGAUUAGGGUUUUCGUGUUCGAGAGGGUUUUGAAGAGGGAUUUAGGGUUUUUUGAAGGUGGUGGUGGUGUUUCUGGUGGUGAUAUCGCGUAUCGGAUCACUGCCGAGGCUUCUGAUGUUGCUGAUACUAUCUACGCUCUCCUCGAUACGAUUGUACCUAGUAUUCUGCAGCUAUCAGCAAUGGCAACUCAGAUGCUGGUUAUAAGCCCUGUUCUCUCAUUGAUUUCUGCCUUGGUGAUCCCAUUGAUGGCUUUUGUCACUGCAUAUCUUGGUGACAAGCUUCGUAAGAUAUCAAAGAAGGCUAAUCUUAGCAUUGCUGCUCUGUCAGCCUACCUAAAUGAGGUCCUCCCAUCGAUUCUUUUUGUGAAGGCUAACAAUGCAGAACGCUCUGAGGGUGCUAGGUUUCGAUGGCUAGCUGAUGCCAACCUAUCUGAACAUUUGAAAAAGAGGAAAAUGAAGGCACUAAUUCCUCAGAUUGUGCAAAUAAUAUAUUUUGGGGCAUUAUUGAUAUUUUGUGUUGGUUCGCUGAUGGUUUUCGGUGGUUCUUUCGAUUGUUGUGGCAUGGUUUCCUUUAUAACAUCAUUGGUUUUCUUGAUUGAGCCAAUUCAGGGGGUGGGAAAAGCAUACAAUGAAUUGAAACAAGGAGAGCCAGCAAUUGAACGCUUGUUUGAUUUGACCAGGUUCCAAUCUAAGGUGAUUGAAAAACUGGAUGCUGUUAAUUUAGACUGGGUUACCGGUGAGGUGAUAUUUCGUGACAUCUCAUUCAAAUAUGGUGAGGAUAUGCCUCUUGUAUUAAAUGGGUUGGACCUUCAUAUAAAAGCUGGAGAAACAGUUGCUUUUGUUGGGCCCUCAGGAGGAGGAAAGACAACCCUUAUGAAACUGCUUCUUCGCCUUUAUGAUCCUUUGUGUGGUUGUAUACUAAUAGAUAAUCAUAAAAUCCAAAAUAUUCGGUUGGAAAGUUUGAGGAGCCAUGUUGGGCUGGUCUCUCAGGAUACAACACUUUUUUCAGGGACAGUUGCUGAAAACAUUGGAUAUAGAGAUCUAAUGACAAAAAUUGACAUGGAGAGGGUUAAGCUUGCAGCACGAACAGCAAAUGCUGAUGAAUUUAUUGAAUUAUUUCCGAAACAUUAUGAAACCAAUAUUGGUCCUAGGGGCUCAAGUUUAAGUGGAGGCCAGAAGCAAAGACUAGCUAUUGCAAGGGCAGUCUAUCAGAAUUCAUCGAUUUUGAUUUUGGAUGAAGCAACUUCUGCUCUGGACAGCAGAUCUGAGCUAUUGGUGAGACAAGCCGUGCAGCGCUUAAUGGAAAAUCGUACUGUAUUAGUCAUUGCUCAUCGUCUGCAGACGGUUCUGAUGGCCAAACGAGUUUUCCUUCUACAGGAUGGGAAGUUGAAGGAGCUAAAACAUUCGUCUCUUUUGGAUGAUCACCAUGACUCGCUUUCAGCAUCUGAACUUGUGAUAUAAUAGCAUUGAAAAAGGUGAUGGUGCAACUACUGAAGUUAUUACAUUGCCGGCAUAUGCAGGAAACUGGUUUGGGUUGUGUAUCUCCUUUUGAGAUCAGUUAUGAUUCUUGUGUACACCCUUGAAUAGCAUUAUGAUUAGUAGUUUGAAUUAUAUUUUUUUAUUGUUAUCAAUAAUGUAUAGUGCUAUGUUACCUAGAACGUAAAUGUUCUGAUAGAUUGAAUGAAAACAUGAACGUGAUACACCAUAUCUUCUAAAAAUUAGACAUCCAAUAAAAUGUUAAUUAUGUAAAAACAUAUUUCUAUGAGCA
Molecule: messenger RNA, 2295 nt
Organism: Camellia sinensis
Lineage: Eukaryota; Viridiplantae; Streptophyta; Magnoliopsida; Ericales; Theaceae
Gene: ABCB29
Product: ABC2 homolog 12
Biological process (GO): transmembrane transport
Cellular component (GO): membrane
Molecular function (GO): ABC-type transporter activity; ATP binding; ATP hydrolysis activity
Source: RefSeq, a predicted model, not a curated record